GAGCUGCGCUUCUCGCGGCCGCCAACAUCGCCGCUCCCCGGCGGCCGCCUCUUGGCUCCCCUCCUGCCUAGAGAAGGGCAGGGCUUCUUAGAGGCUUGGCGGGAAAAAGAAGCGAGGGGGAGGGAUCGCGCGUAACAGCAGUAUAAAAGUCGUUUUCGGGGCUUUAUCUCACUCGCUGUAGUAAUUCCAGCGAGAGACAGAGGGAGUGAGCGGGCGAACCCGUGAGGGUGGAAGAACCGAGCAGAGCCGCGCUCCGGGCGUCCUAGGAAGGGAAACCCGGAGUGAAAGGAGGCUUCGUCUUCUGACUAGCCGCCCCCACCCCAGCCCUCCCGCGGAGCCCCACCAGGGGUCCGCAGCCGGGAAACUUUGCCCUUUGCUGCGGGCGGACACUUUGCACUGGAACUUAAAAUACCCGAUCGAGGACGCGACUCUCCGGAGCGGGGAGGCUAUACUGCCUAUUUGGGGACACUUUUCCCCGCCUUUACCCAGGACCCGCUCCUCUGAAAGCGCUCCUGGCUGCCGUUUGAAGGCUGGAUUUCCUUCGGGUAGUUGAAAACCCGGCUGCUGCGACGAUGCCCCUCAACGUCAGCUUCGCCAACAGGAACUAUGACCUCGACUACGACUCGGUGCAGCCGUAUUUCUACUGCGACGAAGAGGAGAACUUCUACCAGCAGCAGCAGCAGAGCGAGCUGCAGCCGCCGGCGCCCAGCGAAGAUAUCUGGAAGAAAUUCGAGCUGCUGCCCACCCCACCCCUGUCCCCCAGCCGCCGCUCCGGGCUCUGCUCGCCUCCGUAUGUUACGGUCGCGUCUUUCUCCCCCCCGGGAGACGACGAUGGUGGCGGUGGCAGCUUCUCCACAGCCGACCAGCUGGAGAUGGUGACCGAGCUGUUGGGAGGAGAUAUGGUGAACCAGAGCUUCAUCUGCGACCCAGACGAUGAGACCUUCAUUAAAAACAUCAUCAUCCAGGACUGUAUGUGGAGCGGCUUCUCAGCUGCUGCCAAGCUCGUCUCGGAGAAGCUGGCCUCCUACCAGGCUGCGCGCAAAGACAGCGGCUGCCCGAGCCCCGCCCGCGGGCACAGCGGCUGCUCCUCCUCCAGCCUCUACCUACAGGACCUGAGCGCCGCCGCGUCCGAGUGCAUCGACCCCUCGGUGGUCUUCCCCUACCCGCUCAACGACAGCAGUUCGCCCAAGCCCUGCGCCUCGCCCGACUCCACCGCCUUCUCUCCAUCCUCGGACUCUCUGCUCUCCUCCACGGAGUCCUCCCCGCGGGCCAGCCCCGAGCCCCUAGUGCUCCACGAGGAGACACCGCCUACCACCAGCAGCGACUCUGAGGAAGAACAAGAGGAUGAGGAAGAAAUUGAUGUCGUCUCUGUGGAAAAGAGACAGCCUUCUGCCAGAAGGUCAGAAUCGGUGUCACCCCCAGCAGGAAGCCACAGCAAACCUCCUCACAGCCCACUGGUCCUGAAGAGGUGCCACGUCUCCACACACCAGCACAAUUACGCAGCACCCCCCUCCACUAGGAAGGACUGUCCUGCUGCCAAGAGGGCUAAGUUGGACAGUGGCAGAGUCCUGAAACAGAUCAGCAACAACCGCAAAUGUGCCAGCCCCAGGUCCUCAGACACGGAGGAGAAUGACAAGAGGCGGACACACAACGUCUUGGAACGCCAGAGGAGAAAUGAGCUGAAACGGAGCUUUUUUGCCCUGCGUGACCAGAUCCCAGAGUUGGAAAACAACGAAAAGGCCCCCAAGGUAAUAAUCCUUAAAAAAGCCACAGCAUACAUCCUGUCUCUCCAAGCAGAAGAGCAAAAGCUGAUUUCAGAAAAGGACUUGUUGAGGAAGCGGCGAGAACAGUUAAAACAGAAACUUGAACAGCUGCGGAACUCUUGUGCAUAAGUUGACCUGUUGGAGGGAGGAACUGGAAUCUCCUAAAUUCUCACUCCUUACUAAGGGAAAGCAAGGAAAAAGGUUCCUUCUGACUGAACUGCAGCAACCCAUUACCAUAAAAUAUGAACUUACUUCAAAUGCAUGUUCAAAGUGCAACCUCACAACCUUGGCUGGGUCUUAGGACUGUAAGGUUUAGCCAUAAACUGCCUCAAAUAGGACUUUGGGCAUAAAAGAACUUUUUUUAUGCUUGCUAUCUUGUUUUUUUUGUUUGUUUGUUUUUUUCUUUAAACAGAUUUGUAUUUAAGAAUUGUUUUUAAAAAAAAAAUCUUAAAAGUUUACCAAAUUUUCUUGUGUAAAUAUAGUAUCAAAUGUAAAUAACUUUAAUAAAACGUUUAUAGCAGUUA
This is a messenger RNA of Ictidomys tridecemlineatus (thirteen-lined ground squirrel), 2287 nucleotides long. RefSeq names its product MYC proto-oncogene, bHLH transcription factor (gene Myc). Gene Ontology annotation, biological process: regulation of DNA-templated transcription. NCBI's taxonomy places the organism in Eukaryota, Metazoa, Chordata, Mammalia, Rodentia, Sciuridae. Gene Ontology annotation, molecular function: DNA-binding transcription factor activity; protein dimerization activity. The record is from RefSeq and is a predicted model, not a curated record.